GAUCUCGCAUGCGCCGUAGUAGCCUACUCGCCGCUUUAAACCAAGGCUGGACAGAUGUUAAGCAGCCUGGUUGAGGGGUGAAACUCCGGGAAAACAUUUUAAAGAGGGAGCUGAAGAGUCAACGCUGACCAUAUGAAUGUAGGGACAAAAUAAAUAACGGGCAUCAUGUUGAGAAAAUAGUUCCAGAUAUGUCAGCAGCAGGAGCGACGCGGAAAUGUCCACAACCGAGCAACAGCCAAAUCGAGUCUGUGGUAGAGGAUGACAGCAGAGGGGUCCACCGGAGCGGUCAACGCCGUCUGCACCCAAGACUCCUCCCACUCACCUAAAACAACCUGCCCACAAACCACAUGGCCCUGCCCACAGAAGGAUGAGCUCGAAGUCAGACUCCGCCUCCGCUCCCCUCCUGGGGCGUGGCUACUAGCGGGCGUUGUCGUGGUGAUGGUGGGAAUGUUUGUGGCCGUGGCCGGGUACGCUAGCUCCACCCCUAACCCUGUGGGUGGGCGAGGCAGCUCCCACAGCGAGCGAAUGAAACUGCUCGGCCCUGUCGUGAUGGGCAUCGGCCUGUUCAUCUUCAUCUGUGCUGGAACCCUGCUGUAUGAGAACCGGGACCGCGAGAACCGAGAGCGUGAGAACCUUGAGAACCCUGAGGAGCAGCGGAAACACAAACAGAAGAAAACAAGGGAAUGGCGCCGGGAGAACCGUGAUUGUGAGGAUGUGGAACAGGGGAACCAGAGAGAGCCCUCAGACAGACACUCCCCUCUCCCUGAGUGCCCGCCCCCCCUGCCUCCCAGAGUGCCUAGACAGGAGGGGUUAGAGUUGAACGUUCUCUCUGUGGGGGCGCUGAGCUCACUGCUACCAGGGGAGGGACAGGGGCGUGAAGAGAGAGUCAGAGAGGUGGGGGGUAAAGGGGGGUCAACCCUGCUGACCAGAGUCAUGCACCACCAGGACCCCCUCCUCCUGUCCCUCCCCAGCUCCCUCCUCUGUGUACUCUGACUCCUGUAACUCCAGUCAGAUCAACUAUAACGUUCAGACAGGCUCCCCUAUCCACUCUAUUCUCCAACUCUGAGAUACUACUGUACUCACAUCUUUACACGCUUUUCUAAAUAAAUGCACCACAUAUUUCUCCA
Messenger RNA from Oncorhynchus keta (chum salmon), 1127 nucleotides. Its product is annotated as sperm acrosome membrane-associated protein 4-like. Lineage: Eukaryota; Metazoa; Chordata; Actinopteri; Salmoniformes; Salmonidae. The coding region runs from base 259 to 993 and encodes 244 amino acids. The record is from RefSeq and is a predicted model, not a curated record. The transcript has 2 exons.